AUGGACUUCCUAGAAAGACUAGAGGAUCCUAGACAUGGAAGAGGAAUUUCUAAAAAGGGAUGGGAUAUCUUGAAUAUGGGAGAUAAUCCCCGGAUAGGGAUGGACUUUAUGUUCCAUCCAGGAGAUAGCUGUGAGGUUGGAUCAGUUGAGGAUGGAAUAUCACGGCAACCCUCAAGCAUGAAAAGAAUAUCAGGAAUUGUGGGUCUAUCAAGAGGGUCUAGUGCAGUGCAAAGAACUCUUUCCUCUCUGACGAUCCAAGGUUAG
This is a messenger RNA of Dovyalis caffra, 264 nucleotides long. The record is from the annotation of a GenBank genome assembly. Lineage: Eukaryota; Viridiplantae; Streptophyta; Magnoliopsida; Malpighiales; Salicaceae.